AUGGUCUUAUCGUUCAUUGAUCUCCUGAAAGGUUUGCUGCUUUCGGCGAGUCUGAUCACAGCGACCGAAGCGAAUGAACAGAAAAGAGAUUCUGGACGUCAAUUUUGGAAUGAGAAUCCGAGUUGUGAUGAUUUGAGAGUUACAGGAAGUACAUGGCUCCAUGUGACAGCUUGCGCAUUACUUAAUUCUGGAUAUGAUGUAAAGAAGAAUUAUCACUUUCAGGGUGAUUAUAAAGCUGUCUCAGUGGCUGAAGCUACUGUUUAUAAAAAAGAUCGCAGUGAAUAUUCCUUGAGCACAGUUUGGCCAGAUAGUGGAAACGAUAAUUGGUGGUUCGAGUCGACCAGAAACGCAAUUGCCACUCACCCUGAAGCGGUCGAUGAAGGAUGGGUCAAAGAUGGCGUCAUCCAAACUGAUAAUCAUACUAACGCAGAUGCAACAUCUGGUUUGUGGGCUUUGACAGGACUAGAUACUGAAUUAGAAGUUGAACUCGAUGAUGAUAAAUUAGAGGAAUGGUUCGAUAAAGCGACCAAAACUCCCAUUAUACUCAAAGCCAAAGAUUUACCCGAAAUGGAACACUUGACUCGAAAUCAUUUUUAUGCUGUAAAAGAUCAAGUCAAAGACAAAGGUAUCAAAAAGGUAACACUUUAUGAUCUGGAUAAAGAGAAAGGUCAUACGAUGAGAAUAAUCACAAGACGUCUUGAUCCAAGUCUAGCACAAGUUGGUCAUUUGAAAGAUUGGAAAGAAUUCUGA
Molecule: messenger RNA, 750 nt
Organism: Kwoniella shivajii
Lineage: Eukaryota; Fungi; Basidiomycota; Tremellomycetes; Tremellales; Cryptococcaceae
Exons: 6
Coding region: 1-750 (249 amino acids)
Source: RefSeq, a predicted model, not a curated record